Molecule: messenger RNA, 915 nt
Organism: Parnassius mnemosyne (clouded apollo)
Lineage: Eukaryota; Metazoa; Arthropoda; Insecta; Lepidoptera; Papilionidae
Source: the annotation of a GenBank genome assembly
AUGAGUUUAAAAACUACUACAUUAAAUGUUUUCCUCGGUUGUUGCCUUAGCUCUUUUCUAAUGGAAAUAUUAAUGGCAAGAGUGCCGGCAAGUGCUAACUUUGUAACAUUUCUACAAUUUUUCUUUAUUUCUUUACAAGGUCUCAUUUUUAGAAAAUGUGAUAUGCUUAAACCCAAAAUUCCGUUUAAAAAAUAUUUUAUACUAAUUGCAUUAUUUUUUGUAACGAGUGUGGCCAAUAAUUAUGUAUAUGCCUUGCAUGUGCCUUCUACAUUGCAUAUGAUAAUAAGAUCUGCAUCAUCACCAGCAAGCAUGAUAGUAUCUUGGCUUGCCAAAAAACGUGCACCAAAAGUGACUUCCGCAGUUGGCUCAGUACUCAUAAGUGUAGGAGUAGCCGUAGCAAUGUACGGUGGAGCAACACUGGUAGAUGAUAAUAAAGGAAAUUUUAUGCACUGGUGUUUAGGCGUUACAAUAUUGCUCUCAACAUUAUUUACAGGUGCUUUUACAGGACUCCAACAGGAAAUUCUAUAUGCAAAAUAUGGAAAGCAUCCUGAUGAGAUGCUGUUCUAUACACAUGUCAUACCAAUGCCCUUGUUUUUGGUAAUCUACCCUCAAUUGAAGGAAAUUGGAUCUUCCAUGUCAAGUGAUAUGUGGUUAAUCAUUGCAUUAAAUAUUAUAUCCCAGUUUUACUGUACUCAAUCUGUCCAUGACUUAGCUACUAAGGAAAACUCUGUAACAGUAACAUUUAUAUUAACACUAAGAAAAUUUGUUUCUUUAUUAAUAUCUAGUAUAGUUUUUAAGAAUAAUCUCACAUUAUUACAUUUGAUAGGAACAAUUUUUGUUGCAUUAGGUACAUAUAUUUACUUUGACUUUUUUAAUAGUAGAAAACAAAGGCCAGUCAAUUUUAAAGAAAAGUGA